Messenger RNA from Mangifera indica (mango), 1647 nucleotides. RefSeq lists its product as uncharacterized. Lineage: Eukaryota; Viridiplantae; Streptophyta; Magnoliopsida; Sapindales; Anacardiaceae. The transcript has 11 exons. Gene Ontology annotation, molecular function: nucleic acid binding; RNA-DNA hybrid ribonuclease activity. The record is from RefSeq and is a predicted model, not a curated record. The coding region runs from base 190 to 1260 and encodes 356 amino acids.
AGAAAAAGGAACUGGUGACCCGAACGGCUUAACCCAUCAAAACCCUCCUUAAACCCGUUCCAAAUUUGCCUCUCUCAGACAGACAAAGCUUUCGCUGAGCGGAAGCACUGCUAGAGCUUCAUCGAUUGAUUCUACUGCAUUUCCUCUCUUCCAGAAAUUCAAAAAUUAUCUGGUGAGAACCGUAUUCUGAUGAAUUGCUUAUCGCACGCGACUUCAUAUUCUAAGGCUGUAUUUAGAGGGACUCGUAAUUUCAUUGUCAGGGGUAGUAGUUUUCGUCAUCAAGCUUAUUGUCCUCCUACAUGUAAAACAAACUUUUGGUAUCUGGGUGUUAAAUCUAUCGAUUUAGACUUUCUGCUGAAUCGAUUUCAUGUUAAAUGUUACUCUUCUAGUAGGAGCUCUACUGCCAAAACACCUCGAUCUCGUAAAUUAAAUACUCCGGCGAUGGAACAAGACAAAGAUGAGUUCUUUGUUGUGCGGAAAGGGGAUAUUGUUGGUGUUUACAAGAGCUUGGCUGAAUGUCAGGCCCAAGCUGGAUCUUCUAUAUGUCAUCCUCCUGUCAGUGUGUACAAAGGGUACUCUUUGCCUAAGGACACUGAGGAGUACCUCGUCUCUCAUGGGCUUAAGAAUGCUCUCUACACUAUCAGAGCUGCAGAUUUGACUGAGGGUCUUUUUGGCUCACUUGCUCCAUGUCCUUUUCAAGAACCUGCAUCCAAAAAGAGAUCUCAGGAUAUGAUUAAGGAAACACCCGGUUCAACAUCCGUUUCAAUUGAUCCCUUGGAAAAACAUGUCAAGUUGGACUAUGAUGUUGAGACCCGAGCAGCAUCCUCUGAUUUUCACUCUUGCAUUAUUGAAUUUGAUGGGGCAUCAAAGGGCAAUCCUGGACCAGCUGGUGCAGCAGCUGUGCUGCAAACCAAUGAUGGAAGUUUGAUCUGUAAAUUGCGUGAAGGUGCGGGCAUUUCAACUAAUAAUGUUGCUGAAUAUCGAGCCUUGAUUUUGGGGAUGAAGUAUGCUCUUCAAAAAGGUUAUACAAACAUACAAGUCCGAGGAGACUCUAAGCUUGUCUGUAUGCAGGUUUCGGGUUCAUGGAAGGCCAGAAACCAGAACAUGUCUGAUCUGUGUGCGGAGGCAAAGAAACUGAAGGAUAGAUUUCUUUCAUUCAAGAUAACUCAUGUUCCAAGGGGCCUGAACUCUGAGGCUGAUGCUCAAGCAAACUUGGCUGUUCAUCUUGGUGAUGGUGAAGUUGCAGAGGUUUUUGAGUAAUAGUUUAUCUGGUGGUGGACUGUUGAGAGUGAUUAAGGUGACCUCAUAUGAUUGAAAAAAUUAAAGCAGAAGGUGUCAUUGCUAUCAUGAAAUUAAUGAAUAUGGUAUUGAGAGAGAGUGGCAUCGUUCAAUCAUCUUUUGAUUUUGCAGAAGACUUGAAAAUGGAGGCCUUGGCUUGCACCAAUACCAACUGAAUUGAUCAUUAACUCAACUUGGGGAACACAAAAGAAUAAAAACUUAGUAUUUGUACUUUGACAUUCUUAGUAAUAUUAUUAUCACCACAAAUGCUAUAAUCUUAUUGCAGGCAUGUAUCACUGAGUUGAUUUUGAUUAUAAUUUGUUAUGGCAUUAUAGACUUUUAAUUCAUAAUAACAAUUAUUUGUUUCCA